CCCCACAAGAGGCGGAGGACGUCUGAGCCGUCGGAGAUCGAGGAGAGACUCGAAUCGCUCAUCUGCAGGGUGGGAGAGAAGAGUAAUUCAUCUUUGGAGAGCAACUUGGAGGGACUAGCUGGUGUUUUGGAAGCUGAUCUGCCGAAUUACAAAAGCAAGAUACUAAGAAUACUAUGUACUGUUGCACGUCUGUUACCAGAAAAGCUUACUGUUUACACGACACUAGUUGGAUUGCUGAAUGCCAGAAACUACAACUUUGGUGGCGAAUUUGUAGAAGCCAUGAUUCGCCAGCUUAAAGAGUGUCUGAAAGUCAAUAUGUAUAAUGAAGCUGUGCAUUUAGUUCGUUUUCUGUCUGAUCUUGUGAAUUGUCACGUAAUAGCUGCACCUUCAAUGGUAGCUAUGUUUGAGAACUUUGUGAGUGUGACACAGGAGGAAGAUGUACCCCAAGUACGAUGUGACUGGUAUAUAUUUGCAUUUCUGUCAUCUUUGCCUUGGGUUGGAAAGGAGUUAUAUGAAAAAAAGGAUGCUGAAAUGGAUCGUCUCUUGUCUCAGACAGAGAGCUAUUUGAAACGCCGCCAGAAGAUUCAUGUGCCCAUGCUACAAGUUUGGACUGCUGAUAAACCACAUCCACAAGAAGAGUAUUUAGACUGCCUUUGGUCUCAGAUCCAGAAGUUGAAAAAAGACCGUUGGCAAGAGCGACACAUUCUGAGGCCCUACUUGGCUUUCGACAGCAUUCUUUGUGAAGCACUGCAACACAAUCUGCCUCCGUUCACUCCUCCACCUCACACCGAAGAUUCAGUGUACCCAAUGCCAAGGGUUAUUUUUAGGAUGUUUGACUACACAGAUGACCCUGAG
Molecule: messenger RNA, 855 nt
Organism: Pterocles gutturalis (yellow-throated sandgrouse)
Lineage: Eukaryota; Metazoa; Chordata; Aves; Pterocliformes; Pteroclidae
Product: nuclear cap-binding protein subunit 1-like
Exons: 7
Biological process (GO): mRNA export from nucleus; nuclear-transcribed mRNA catabolic process, nonsense-mediated decay; regulation of mRNA processing
Cellular component (GO): nuclear cap binding complex; nucleus
Molecular function (GO): protein binding; RNA cap binding; mRNA binding
Source: RefSeq, a predicted model, not a curated record